ACGACUUUAACAUUAUACAUAUUUUUUGUUGUGUCAUUAUACAUAUUUGGCAAUUUUGCAAAUUAAUCAAGUAAAUAAUAGCACACUUCACAUAAUGAGCGACGGAGGAGUGGGCAAUUGGUGUCUGAUUGAAAGCGACCCAGGCGUAUUCACAGAGCUGAUACGUGAGUUUGGCUGCGAGGGUGCACAAGUUGAAGAAAUCUGGAGCCUGGACAGUGAAUCGUUCAAGGAUCUGGAACCAAUACACGGUUUGAUAUUUUUGUUCAAAUGGGUGCAAGAGGACGAGCCUGCGGGCAAGGUGGUGCUAGACAGAGAUCACAUCUUCUUUGCCAAGCAAGUUAUUAAUAAUGCUUGCGCCACCCAAGCCAUCCUAAGUUUGCUGUUGAAUCUUAAUCACGAGGACAUCAAACUUGGUGAGACGCUGGUUAAUUUCAAGGAGUUUUGCCAGGGCUUUGACCCCUACAACAAGGGUUUAACGCUAAGCAAUGCCUCCCAGAUAAGAACCGUGCACAAUUCGUUUGCGCGACAAACAUUCUUCGAGCUAGACAUGAAGAAUCAACCAAAAGACGAGGAUGUCUAUCACUUUGUGGGCUACAUGCCCAUUGCCGGACGCCUCUAUGAGCUGGAUGGCUUGCGAGAGGGCCCAAUAGAUUUAGGCGAAAUCAAGACGCAACAAAACUGGAUUGAUGUGGUGCGUCCUAUCAUUGAGAAGCGCAUGCAGCGCUAUAGUGAUGGCGAGAUACACUUUAAUCUGAUGGCUUUGAUCUCGGACAGGCAGCGCAUUUAUGAGCAGCAGAUUGAAAAGCUGCUGAACCCUGCUGCCAAUGCCAUGGACACGGCGGAUGAUCGUCAGGCUGAAAUUAAUAGCUUGCGCACAUACAUACAGUACGAGAUCGAGAAGAAGAAACGUUACAAGAUUGAGAACAUUCGACGCAAGCACAACUACUUGCCUUUCAUCGUAGAACUUUUAAAGAUGCUCGGCGAAACUGGACAGCUGAUGCCUAUUUAUGAGAAGGCCAAACAGCGGGCGCUCGAUCGCGAACAGAAGUUAACCAAGAAGGAGGCCAAUUAGCUGAAGCAUAUAAUAUCUGUCAAUAGCAUUACUGUUAGAUGGCUAGACGUAUUAAAUGUGUAACUCAUUAAAUAAUUUGGUCAACUGCCUUGUACUUUACUUUUACUACGUAUGUUUUUCAUAAUCGAUAUGUCUAUAAUUCACUGCAAGUAUAUAGUAACAUUAUUUGAACUGAACUGAAAUAAAAGAGCGACGAACACGUUUCCGCAAAGUCGAA
Messenger RNA from Drosophila busckii, 1289 nucleotides. RefSeq names its product ubiquitin carboxyl-terminal hydrolase isozyme L5 (gene Uch-L5). Gene Ontology annotation, molecular function: cysteine-type deubiquitinase activity. The record is from RefSeq and is a predicted model, not a curated record. The transcript is spliced from 3 exons. Bases 95 to 1072 code for a protein of 325 amino acids. NCBI's taxonomy places the organism in Eukaryota, Metazoa, Arthropoda, Insecta, Diptera, Drosophilidae. Gene Ontology annotation, biological process: protein deubiquitination; ubiquitin-dependent protein catabolic process. Gene Ontology annotation, cellular component: cytoplasm.